ACACUAAGCGCAAUUGAAACAGGCCAUUAUUCGUGUCUGCGUAAGGUUCGUUUUUAAAAGUGCAUAUCAGAUCGAGUUCACCAGCGUCAGGAGAGUCUAUUCAUGUGAAAACGAAUGAAGAUCACCACUCACUCGAGUAGAGACCAGGUGAAGAGGGAUUUUUCUACAGAACAGCAGAGGCUCAGCACACAAGGACAGGGAAUAGGAAUACCAGGAACUCCUUAUUUGCGCCUGUCAGAGGACAGAUAUUUUUCGUACAUGACGCAUUUGUAGAGAACAAACAGAAGAAAGCAUCCCUACAACUUCUGGAAGUGAACAGCAGUGUUUUACUGUAGCAUAAGUAGUACUCCAUCCAGUGGCACUGUGAGUCAAGAGGAGCAACGGCAGGAUGUCAGCCAGAGGAGGAAAGAAAAAGAUCACCAAGCUGUCUCGUUCUGCCCGAGCAGGAGUCAUUUUUCCUGUCGGGAGGAUGAUGCGUUACUUGCGCACAGGAACCCAUAAGUAUCGCAUUGGCAUGGGCGCCCCCGUCUACAUGGCAGCGGUCAUUGAGUACUUAGCAGCUGAGAUUUUGGAGUUGGCUGGAAAUGCAGCAAGAGACAACAAGAAGGGGAGAAUCACUCCACGACACAUCAAGCUGGCAGUGGCCAAUGACGAAGAACUCAACCAGUUGCUCAGAGGGGUGACUAUAUCAAAUGGUGGAGUUCUGCCUCGCAUCCAUCCUGAGCUGCUCUCCAAGAAGAGAGGAGGCAAGGUAAAGGUGGAGACUCAGGUGACUGUUCCGGAGAAGAGGGCGAACAGGAAACCCAUCAAGAAGCCUAGCAAAAAGAGCAAAGGAAAACCAGGCCGCAAACCCAAAAAAAGCACAGAGAAUGACAAAGAAGCAGAUGCCAACACAACGGUGGAAGACGGACCGGGAGAGGGAUUUACUAUUCUCUCUGCGAAAAGCUUGUUCCUUGGACAAAAGCUGUCCCUUACAGAGAGUGAAAUCAGCAAAAUCGGAACGAUCAAAGUGGAAGGAAUCAUCAAUCCCACAAACGCAGAGAUUGAUCUGAAAGAGGGAAUCGGUAAUGCUCUGGAGAAAGCAGGAGGAAAAGAUUUCUUAGAGACCGUCAAGGAGCUGAGAAAAAGCCAGGGCCCUUUGGAGGUUGCAUCAGUGGCUGUGAGUCAAGCCAAUGGGAUGGCAGCACGUUUCAUCAUCCAUUGUCACGUCCCUCAGUGGGGUUCAGAGAAGUGCGAAGAUCAGCUCGAGAAAACAGUCAAGAACUGUUUGUCUGCUGCCGAGGAGAAAAAGCUCAAAUCGGUGGCCUUCCCUUCACUACCCGCUGGACGAAAUGGUUUCCCAAAGCAGACAGCAGCCCAGCUAAUACUGAAGGCCAUUUCAAACCAUUUUGUCUCAGCAACCACAUCCUCUCUGAAGAACAUUUACUUUGUUCUGUUUGACAGCGAGAGCAUUGGGAUAUACCUGCAGGAGAUGGCCAAGAUGGACACCAAGUGAUGUUCAGUCGUGGGUUUGAUUUCUUUGAAAGUGUAACAGCCUCGAUACAGCUCUGUUUUAGCUUUGUUUUGACUGGUUUUGUCGGCCUCGUCAUCGAGGGAAGGUAAAAUGAGUUGAACAUGAGCUUUAGCAGAGAGUGCAUCCAGGCUAGUAAGAGCAUUCUAAGUGAAGUGUAGUGCAGCUUGGUGAAAGAUGUUGUAGGUAUAUGUUUUUGACAGCAGAUCAUUUGAAGGUGUUUAAACAAGGAUAUUUGUGAGUGAUGUACUGUACACUUUUAUGUUUCACUGUUCUCCUUUUAAAGAAAUGAUUCAUUUAGACUAGAUCAACUUAAUCUUCAUUGUUUGCCAUUUUUAUCCUUAGACUGAACUUGUUUUUACAUUCCAUGUUCAGAGUUGAACUUUUGAGCGUUGUUUUUGGCUAGAUAUCAAGUGUGGUUUCUGACAGUUUUGGUUUAUCAAAAAAAAAAGUGUUUCUUGUUCAGCUUUGAAAUAAAAAAAAUGUUUUACACCACA
Messenger RNA from Pimephales promelas (fathead minnow), 2007 nucleotides. It is a transcript of the gene macroh2a2, whose product is annotated as macroH2A.2 histone. Gene Ontology annotation, molecular function: DNA binding; protein heterodimerization activity; structural constituent of chromatin. Gene Ontology annotation, biological process: nucleosome assembly. Lineage: Eukaryota; Metazoa; Chordata; Actinopteri; Cypriniformes; Leuciscidae. The record is from RefSeq and is a predicted model, not a curated record. Gene Ontology annotation, cellular component: nucleosome.